AGCACGUCUAUAUCGCGUGACUGGAGAUGCAGAUCAAAAGAUCUACUCUUUUUCCCCCUUUACAAGUUUCAAUUAUUGCUUAAUGGCCGUCGUAGUCUUCCGGCCUCCAUCCAUCGCCCCGAUUCCGAAAGCAACACGGGUCAUGGCCGCCACCGCCUUAAAUAGCGUUUCUGGGUUGCGGCGACAUCGGAAGCUCCCCAUUUUGCUGUUCGACGUUAUGGACACGCUCGUCCGCGAUCCCUUCUACGAGGACAUCCCCGCCUUCUUCCAAAUGUCUAUGAAAGAACUUUUAGAAGAGAAACACCCCACUUCAUGGGUAGAGUUUGAGAAGGGAUUGAUUGAUGAGAAGGAGCUUGCUAGGAAAUUCUUUAAAGAUGGGAGAUCUUUUGAUUUGGAAGGUCUCAAAGAAUGCAUGGUAAGAGGAUAUUCUUAUCUUGAUGGCAUUGAGGCACUGCUCAAAAAUUUGAAACUGAAAAGCUAUGAAUUACAUGCGUUUACUAACUAUCCAAUCUGGUACAUAAUGAUCGAAGACAAGUUAAAAUUGUCAAAGUAUUUGUCUUGGACGUUUUGUUCCUGUAAACUUGGAAAACGUAAGCCUGCUUUAGAUUUUUAUAUGGAAGUUCUGGAUCUUCUUGGAGUUGAGCCAGCAAACUGUAUCUUCGUUGAUGACAGGUUGGUAAAUAUUGAGGCAGCUAAAGAUGCAGGGAUGAUUGGUUUGCAUUUCAGAAACGCAGAGACUCUUAAAGAAGAUCUGAUAUCUUUGGGAAUUGAGGUAACAACUUCUGAAGUUGCAUAACUCUUCAUGUACUUUUUCUUUUCUUUUCUUUCUCGUCCAUUGUUUUGUUAGUUUAUAUUUGUACCCCAUACGAUAAAUUAGAGAAAGAGAUUUUCCUAUUCAAA
Molecule: messenger RNA, 900 nt
Organism: Zingiber officinale
Lineage: Eukaryota; Viridiplantae; Streptophyta; Magnoliopsida; Zingiberales; Zingiberaceae
Product: flavin mononucleotide hydrolase 1, chloroplatic-like
Exons: 7
Coding region: 83-796 (237 amino acids)
Source: RefSeq, a predicted model, not a curated record